AUGAAUCGGAUAAGUAAAAGCAUCGUUCGUUUUUACAGUCAUAAACCGGGCUACCAAGGCGCUGCCCAGCAGAGAAUCAACCAUGACGUCCAAGCCCGCCGAAGCCGUCCGCAAGGAAAGAACUCGAAGAAAAAGCGCGGAGCCGUGAUCAAAGGAGCAAUGUUUGAAAGCGCGCCGGAGAGAGUCGAAGGCAGUUCUUACUACUUGAUGCAGCAGUCGCGCGAUCCCUACGCCAAAAUGGCCAAGAUUCAGAAUUACAGAUGUCGAUCGGCGUUUAAACUGGUCGAAAUUCAAAACGAGUUUGGGAUCAUUUCGCCAGGAAUCGAUGUUCUUGAUAUUGGAGCCAGCCCUGGCGGUUGGAGCCAAGUCAUCGUUGAAGAAUUAAAACUUGGUUCAAAUUCUUUUGCUGAUUCAGAAAACGAAACGCUUCAAAAGCAAAAAGUUUUGGAAAAUGAAGAAAGUUUGCUGGACGAGAUCUACUCGAUGUCCUUUCUUAGUUCUUCGAAAGAAAAAGACGAAGAAAAGGAUGUAAAACGCGCUGGCUCCUGUGUGAGCUGCGAUUUGCGCCCGUUUCGCGAGAUCAGCGGGGCGAAACAGAUAAUUGGCGACAUUUUCGAAAAACGAACUCUCCAGCAAAUCCAAAACGAACGAACUCACUUUCAACUCAUUGUCUCCGAUGCGCAUCCUGGAGCGAGUCAAGACCCGAAGCAGACGAUUUAUUCCUCCUCGCAACUUUCGCAGCGAAUAAUCGAAGACGUCCUGCCGCUGCUGCUUAGUCCGGGAGGCGCUUUUGUAACAAAAGCCCUUUCUCAAAAGCUAGUCUUGAAGAUGAAGCAGCACUUCCAGCACGUCCACGAGAAAACGGAUUUUCAAAGAACAAAAAAGAAAGAAAAAUCAGUUUCUAUUUUUAAUUUUUAUCAAAAAUUUUUAAUCAAAUCCGCUAUUAGUUCAAGCCGAAAUCGUCGAGGACAGAAUCAGAAGAGUUUUUCAUCAUUGGAUUGA
Molecule: messenger RNA, 1002 nt
Organism: Oikopleura dioica
Lineage: Eukaryota; Metazoa; Chordata; Appendicularia; Copelata; Oikopleuridae
Source: the annotation of a GenBank genome assembly